AUGGCAAACUUGCCCACCUCAUUUACAAUAGUUCUAAGCUUUUUGUUCAUCCAUGGUUACAAUUACAAUGUGCAUGUUAUGGCACAAUGGCCUAGUGGAGGAUCAACCAGGUUCUAUGAUUUCAAGGUACAAACCAAAAGAGUUACCAAACUGUGCAGCACCAAGGACAUGGUGACCAUCAAUGGGAAGUUCCCAGGGCCAUCUGUUUAUGCUCAAGAAGAUGAUAGAAUCAUUGUCAAUGUAACUAAUGAGACACCUUUCAAUAUCACAAUUCACUGGCAUGGUGUCAGACAAAAGCUAUCAUGCUGGUUUGAUGGACCUUCAUACAUAACCCAAUGUCCAAUUCAAGCUGGCCAGAGUUUUACAUAUGAAUUUACAAUGGUGAAGCAGAAAGGCACCUUCUUUUGGCAUGCACAUGUUUCCUGGCUAAGGGCAACUGUUUAUGGUGCCCUUAUUGUGUAUCCAAAAGCUGGGGUUCCUUACCCAUUCAAAGCCCCUUAUGAAGAGCACACCUUAAUACUAGGGGAAUAUUGGCUGCAGGAUGUUGUACAACUUGAAAGAGCCACCGCAGCAAGUGGAGGACCACCUACACCAACAAACGCCUAUACAAUCAAUGGCCAUCCAGGGCCAAACUACAACUGCUCCAACAAUGAUGUGUAUCAGAUUGAUGUGGUCUCAGGGAAGACAUACUUGCUAAGGCUAAUACAUGCAGGCUUAAACAUGGAGAACUUCUUUGCCAUUGCUAAUCACAGAUUGACAAUUGUGGAAGCUGAUGCAGAGUAUACAAAGCCAUUCACCACAGACCGUGUGAUGCUUGGACCAGGCCAGACCAUGAGUGUCUUAGUCACAGCUGAACAGUCUCCAGGAAAAUACUCCAUGGCCAUGGGACCUUACAUGUCAGCCAAGGGUGUCAAAUUCCAAAACAUUUCAUCCAUUGCUUAUUUCCAAUACUCUGGUGCUGUCCCCAAUAGCCUAUCUUUACCUGCUAAACUGCCCUGCUUCAACGAUAAUCUAGCCGUUAAGACGGUCAUGGAUGGAUUAAGGAGCCUAAACCCUGUUAAUGUUUCAAGACAGAUUGACACUGACCUUUUUGUCACCAUUGGAUUGAAUGUUCAAAAGUGUCACUCCAAGACACCAAAACAAAAUUGCCAAGGCCUUAAUAAUGGGGUUAUGGCAGCAUCAAUGAACAAUAUAAGUUUUGUUAAGCCAAAAAUUUCACUUUUGGAAGCUUAUUAUAAGAAGAUUAAUGGCUCUUUCACAGAGGACUUCCCUGGGGUACCCCUUAAGUUCUAUGACUUUGUCAAUGGGGCACCUAAUAAUGUUCCUAACAAUACACAGGCAUUGAAUGGGACUAAGGCCUUGGUCCUUGAAUAUGGUGCUAGAGUGCAACUCAUCAUGCAGGACACUGGAACAGUCACAACUGAGAACCACCCAAUUCAUCUUCAUGGCUAUAGCUUCUAUGUUGUUGGGUAUGGCACUGGGAACUACAACCCGAAAACUGCAAACUUCAACUUGGUGGAUCCACCUUACAUGAACACAAUUGGAGUCCCUGUGGGUGGAUGGGCUGCUAUACGUUUUGUUGCCGACAAUCCUGGGGUUUGGUUUAUGCAUUGUCACCUUGACGUACACCAGUCUUGGGGAUUAGGCACAGUUCUUGUUGUGAAGAAUGGAAAAGGAGACCUUGAGAUCCUUCCUCACCCUCCUGCAGACUUGCCUCAGUGCUAGAGUGCCUUUGGAUUUUGAUAGCUGACAUAGAAAGAUUGUUGUAAGUUAAGUUGUAACCUUUUGUUUCCAGUCGAGGAUUUUUUGGUCCAUUUCUUUCUUUAAAACUUGAAAUUGGGGUGGGGUUGUAAACGAGAGCAUAAUCAAAUUUAA
This is a messenger RNA of Prunus dulcis (almond), 1875 nucleotides long. Its product is annotated as laccase-6. NCBI's taxonomy places the organism in Eukaryota, Viridiplantae, Streptophyta, Magnoliopsida, Rosales, Rosaceae. The transcript has 6 exons. The coding region runs from base 1 to 1725 and encodes 574 amino acids. The record is from RefSeq and is a predicted model, not a curated record. Gene Ontology annotation, cellular component: apoplast. Gene Ontology annotation, biological process: lignin catabolic process. Gene Ontology annotation, molecular function: hydroquinone:oxygen oxidoreductase activity; copper ion binding.